This is a messenger RNA of Ornithodoros turicata, 1282 nucleotides long. RefSeq names its product cyclin-dependent kinase 7-like (gene Cdk7). Gene Ontology annotation, molecular function: cyclin-dependent protein serine/threonine kinase activity; ATP binding; RNA polymerase II CTD heptapeptide repeat kinase activity. The record is from RefSeq and is a predicted model, not a curated record. Gene Ontology annotation, cellular component: cytoplasm; transcription factor TFIIK complex; nucleus. NCBI's taxonomy places the organism in Eukaryota, Metazoa, Arthropoda, Arachnida, Ixodida, Argasidae. The transcript has a single exon. The coding region runs from base 74 to 1174 and encodes 366 amino acids. Gene Ontology annotation, biological process: positive regulation of transcription by RNA polymerase II; protein phosphorylation.
AGAAACACAAUCUACAAUCCAAGUCAAGCUCGACUACACGUUGGUGGAAGUCGAAGUGUGAGUUGUUUUAUGUAUGCGAUGUUUUCGAAUCACUGUUAUAGAUAGGCGAUCAUUUAUUUGUAGUGUUCCAGUUCAUGUUGUGCAGAACAUCAGAAUCCUCGACAUGACUGACGAUAAACUCAAGAGGUACGAGAAAAUAGAAUUCCUUGGCGAAGGACAGUUCGCUACUGUGUACAAAGCGAGGGACAAGGAAACUGGUGAGAUUGUUGCUGUGAAGAAGAUAAAACUUGGUACGAGGGCAGAAGCAAAAGACGGCAUCAACCGGACUGCUCUACGCGAAAUUAAGUUGCUCCAAGAGCUUUCUCACCCAAACAUAAUAGGCAUGUUUGAUGUUUUUGGCCACAGAUCAAAUGUGUCUCUGGUGUUCGACUUUAUGCAUACGGACUUGGAAGCUAUUAUCAAGGAUACCAGUAUAGUUUUAACGCCAGGUCACAUCAAAUCUUACAUUCUGCAAACUCUUCAAGGAUUAGAGUACAUGCACAUGAAUUGGAUACUGCACAGGGACUUGAAACCCAACAACCUUCUGAUCGACGAUAAAGGUAUUCUGAAGCUCGCCGAUUUCGGUCUGGCAAAGUUCUUUGGUUCGCCGACACGCAUUUACACCCACCAGGUCGUUACCCGUUGGUACAGAGCCCCAGAACUUCUAUUUGGUGCUCGUAUCUAUGGCACUGGGAUAGACAUGUGGGCUGUAGGUUGUAUUUUAGCAGAGUUGAUGUUGCGCGUUCCCUUCUUACCUGGAGACUCUGACUUAGACCAACUCAGUAGGAUAUUUCAGACUUUGGGAACGCCUACGGAGAAAGACUGGCCAGGGAUGCCUUCCUUGCCGGACUAUGUUCAGUUCCGAAGCUUCCCAGGAACACCGUUCAAGCACAUUUUCACUGCUGCCGGAGACGACCUCUUGGACUUGAUUGGGAAGAUGCUGGCUAUCAAUCCUCUCAGUCGCUGCACUUGCAGUGAAGCCCUUCAGAUGCCAUACUUCAGCAACAGGCCUCCACCUACUAUGGGAUCUAACUUACCUCUUCCAACAGCAUUGUCACAGAAGAGCGAGCAGAACUCCUCCAAGCGAAAAUUCAAGGAUGAUGAGCCGUCUGCCAUAAAGAAGCUGGUAUUCUAAUUGAUUGUUGUUGUGAAAGUGGAAGGCGAGUGUAUUGAUCAUCUUUUGUAUGCUGCUGAUAGCACAGAAAACAAAUACAGAUUUCUGUUAGACAUAUUACAAGCAUCA